AUGCUCCAUGGUAGCGCAGUUAUGACUUGUACGGAUCAGCGGGCUAGUCGCGUCGAGUGCAACGUGCAGGCUGUCCCCCCUCCCCAGCCCUCACCCUCCGCCAUAACGUCUCCCCCCCCCCCCCGAGCCCCCUUACACCCCCUCCCGCCAAACAAGCAGCCGCGCCGCCCGCCUCCCGCGCCAGUCUGUCGCCGCGCGUCCCCAGCGAUGCAGCUAUCGUAA
Messenger RNA from Danaus chrysippus (African queen), 222 nucleotides. NCBI's taxonomy places the organism in Eukaryota, Metazoa, Arthropoda, Insecta, Lepidoptera, Nymphalidae. The record is from the annotation of a GenBank genome assembly.